Messenger RNA from Musa acuminata AAA Group (dessert banana), 1232 nucleotides. RefSeq names its product NAC domain-containing protein 90-like. Lineage: Eukaryota; Viridiplantae; Streptophyta; Magnoliopsida; Zingiberales; Musaceae. The transcript has 2 exons. Gene Ontology annotation, molecular function: DNA binding. The record is from RefSeq and is a predicted model, not a curated record. Gene Ontology annotation, biological process: regulation of DNA-templated transcription. The coding region runs from base 115 to 942 and encodes 275 amino acids.
CCCAAAUGGAAGCAGACACCUUCCUUCCAUUAAUCUUCUGAGCCCCGAAGCUGAAGUUGCAGCCCUGUAGCUAGGUUGAUCCACAAGGAAUCAGCAAAGACGAAAGGGGGAGAGAUGAACACCGUCCCGCCGGGGUUCCGUUUCUACCCGACCGAAGAAGAGUUGAUCGGUUUCUACCUUCAGAACAAGCUCGAGAACCGAAGAGAAGACAUGGAACAGGUCAUCCCCGUGGUUGAUGUCUACUGCCUCGAUCCAUGGCAGCUUCCUCCGUUGUCUGGAGAGCAUUGCAGGCGAGAUGGAGAGCAAUGGUUGUUCUUAUGCCCAAGGCAGGAGAGGGAAGCGCAUGGAGGGCGGCCGACUCGAACCACGCCAUCGGGCUACUGGAAGGCCACCGGAUCCCUGAGCUACGUGUUCUCGUCCACGAACCGAGUCAUGGGUAUGAAGAGGACCAUGGUCUUCUACCAAGGAAGAACUCCCACCGGAACCAAGACCAGGUGGAAGAUGAACGAGUACAGAGCACUCGAGGAAGGUGCAACCACCGUUCCGCUAAGCGCAACACAGAAGGUAAUCAUUGCCUCCAUAGUGGCACCAGAACCCUAUCAAUCCACUUCGCACCAUUGCAGUAAACUCCUGCAUCUUGCGCUUCUUCUUUCACAGCUCCGCAGCGAAUUCAGCGUGUGCCGCAUGUAUACCAAGUCAGGCUGCGUGAGAUCAUUUGAUCGACGACCCGCCGCCGCCGCUUCUGCUGCAACUGAUGCCCAAAGAAUGCCCGAGGUGCUGCCCUCAGGCAAUGAACCGUCUUCAUCGAAAAGGACCCUAUCUCAUGAUAGCUCUUCAUCCGAUGGCAAUGGCUCUCAGCGCUCCGUGCGACAACGGGGAGAAGACGAUCCGGGGUUGAUCGGCGAGAACGACGACUGCGACCUGUCGCAGGACUGGUUCUGAUCAUGAUGCACAACCAGACCUUAUCCGAGUAUUAAUUUCAUUGUUUAUUGAUUAGUUAAUUCCUUUUGGUUCUUCAUUAUAUGUGUUGGUUAACUUAGGAUAUUAGAUCAGCAGCAUGAGGGGGAAUAAAGAACGAACAAGAGCAGAAGAUGAGAAGAGCAUCUCUGUGGGGGAGAGGGACCUAACCAUGUCUUGACUAUUGUAUUCUGAUUGACUAGUCGUGGAAAACUUUCUCAUGCCAUUGUUGUCAAUACAACUCAAUUGCAGUUGCCACUUGUUGUUUUGUUUUA